This is a messenger RNA of Phanerochaete carnosa HHB-10118-sp, 1977 nucleotides long. RefSeq lists its product as uncharacterized. The transcript has 10 exons. The coding region runs from base 30 to 1088 and encodes 352 amino acids. Lineage: Eukaryota; Fungi; Basidiomycota; Agaricomycetes; Polyporales; Phanerochaetaceae. The record is from RefSeq and is a predicted model, not a curated record. Gene Ontology annotation, molecular function: nitronate monooxygenase activity.
CAGACCUGUGGAGUGUAGAGUCGUCCAUCAUGCCAUCCUCGCAGCCGAUAUUUUCGACUCCUCUUACUCGGUUGUUCAAUAUCAACCAUCCCGUUAUGCUUGCAGGCAUGAACGUUGCGGCUGGACCAAGGCUUGCCGCGGCAGUUACGAAUGCAGGUGGCAUCGGCGUCAUUGGCGGUCUUCGCCAGAGCCCCAAGGUACUGCAGCAGUCCAUAGAUGACAUUAAGAAGCAUCUCGAGGAUAAGGACGCGCCGUUCGGGGUUGACCUUUUGGUUCCCCAAAUUGGCGGAAACGCGCGGAAGACCAAUUACGACUACACCCAGGGACAGCUCCCAGAGCUGACAGAAGUUAUCAUUAAAAACAAGGCCGCACUGUUUGUCUGCGCCGUCGGCGUCCCACCCAUGUGGAUGGUCGAUAAGCUUCACGCGGCAGGUAUUGCCGUCAUGAACAUGGUCGGGCAUCCCAAGCACGUACCCAAAGCCCUCGCACAGGGCGUCGAUAUCAUAUGUGCGCAAGGCGGCGAGGGCGGAGGCCAUACAGGCGACACGCCCUUUUCCAUCCUCAUUCCUGCAUGCGCCGACCUCUGUAAGAACGCCGUCAGUCCAUUGACUGGCCAGCCUGUAAUUGUUGUUGCCGCUGGUGGUAUCGCCGAUGGGCGGGGUCUCGCCGCGGCACUUUCCUACGGCGCUGCAGGCGUCUGGGUCGGUACACGUUUUGUUGCGAGUGAGGAAGCCGGCGCACCGCCAAAGCACAAGCAGGAGCUUCUAAGCGCAGGAUACGACGACACCAUUCGAACACUGGUGUAUUCUGGGCGACCAAUGAGCGUCAAGAAGACACCAUAUGUCGCUGAAUGGGAGGCAAAACGGCAGCAGGAGAUCGCCGAACUUGCCUCGCAGGGCAAAAUUCCUCACGAGGUCGAGCUUGAGAAACAUCCCGAGAAAUCUAUCGAUGGUCGACCAUGGCUUAUGGGAAAGGUAGCCGGCUCUAUCAAUGACAUCAAACCCGCGAAAAACAUUGUCGACGAGUUAGUGAAUACUGCCGCGAUGAGUCUCACAUCUGCUACCAACCUCAUUAAGAGCAAAUUGUAGGGCCGUCGCGUAUCAUUGCCCUCCAUUAUUGCCUUCUGUUCAACGCCUCUGCGCCUUUUCAUCCAUGUCCUUGUGAAUAUAUGGAAAAUAUGGACAACCCCACUGUGCGACGAUCAAUCGUCACCCAUCAACUCGUCCAAUUCGCGCUCCUCAUCUUCUGUGAGGCCGAAAGACUGCUUCGCCAUGUUUUCCUCCUUGAACGGCGGAGGAGCAACUUGCUUGUGUUUCUCCGCCGAUUUUGGUGGAAGCAAGAGUUCUAGUAGCUUCCAUUUCCGCAGCGUGCCGUCAAGGCUCGCACUGACAAUCCAUGGCUCAACCUUGAUUUUACCCGGGUCACCCUCUACCGCUGACUUGCGCGUCCACAAUCGCAAUGCCGUAACAUCAUGCCAAUGCCCGUCGAUCUCUCCGAGCAGCUCUGGCUCGCCAGGAGAUGAAAUAUCGUACGCUCGAAUGACGUCUCCUGAGCCCGUCAAGAGGUAUGGUUCUGCUAGUGGCGUGGCAAGAAGGGGCAAAAUUGCGCGUACCGCCGUCGAGUGGGCAAUUGGCGACAUAGGCUGGCUCUCGCUCUUCGCGUCAGGUUGAGGGUCGUACUUUGCUUGAGCGGUCUCAUCCGCAGAUGCUGUCCACAGUUGUCCGGCACCGUAUACCGCCUCAUAAAUCUUUGUGCGGUGAUAGCUAAACUCAUCCUUCUGAGAAGCCCGCCAUCUGGUUGGCGUGCCAUCUUCCUUCUGCAGCUCGCAUACUUUAAUGAUUCCCAUGGUGUCCGUAGUAUAUAGUACUGCAGAGCCUUUGGAUACCGGCCUGAAUGCGAACGAUUCCACAGGGCGAGUGUGCGCGGAUAUAGAGCCUGCUGACGGUAGAGGCUUGCCUUUCACAAAGGCAGAGAGAU